Messenger RNA from Mesorhabditis belari, 969 nucleotides. Lineage: Eukaryota; Metazoa; Nematoda; Chromadorea; Rhabditida; Rhabditidae. The record is from the annotation of a GenBank genome assembly.
AUGAUUAAAAUGGCUGAGCUGGCCACCGAUGCGCAUCCAUUGCAAGAGGUGGUCACCGUUCGACCGAUUUUACCGAAAACAGCUCGGCAGCCAUCACCCCGUCCAUCGUCCCGUGACUCGAUGUUGACUCCGAUUGGCUCACCAAAAGAUGUUGAACGGAAGCUGACACCAAUGACUAUCUCUCCGCUCGUCUCACUAAACGGCUUGAAUGAGGAAAAGCCACUUGGUGACACUCCCCCAUUGCCCGCUUCGAUGAACCCACCCGGUGCCGAUGAUAUCAUCAAUUGCCCGUUUAAAGACUUUGGCUGUACUUGCCGCGGAAGAACGCUCGAUAUAAAGAAACACAUUCGAGAUGAUAAAUUCGAUCACUUGGCCCAAUUGUGCGAUAAAACGAUCUCAUUUCGAGCGAAAGCGAUGGAAAGUAUGACGAACUCCACGGGGAAUAUCGAUCUUGCCGCGCGUCUCUCCAUCAAAUCUCAGGCGAUCGUCAUGAAAUUUAGCAGUCAACUUGUUUGGCGAAUCGACAACUACCGCAAGCAUUUUGAAACUGCGAAAAAGGGUCGAAUCCCUGUCAUCUACAGUCCUCCAUUUCACUCACACCGUCACGGUUACAAGAUGUGCGCUGUGUUGGCACCUUUUGGAGAGGGAAAGGCUGUCCGCGAGUACGCCUCAAUCUUCGUCUCAAUCCUGAAAGACGAGUAUGACGGGAUUCUCCCGUGGCCUUUCCAAUGCCCAAUCACGAUCACGUGGAUCAAUCAAGACGAAACACAUCAAAACAAAAUCGAAACUCUCAUCCCAAAAGCUGUUCCCGAAAAUGAACCCUUUCUCGGGCGUCCACCAACCGAGAGAAAUCCGGCUUUUGGGAUUCAGCGUUUCAUCCGUGUCGCCGAGUUGACAAAGGGUAAAUUCAUCGUCAAUGACACGGCCUUCAUUCGAGUCGAUGUUGAUGUAAGGGAUGUGCCGACUCUU